UUGGGGAAACCCCCUCCUGCAUUCACCAAAUUGAAUCUCAAAGAAAAGUCAACAACGGCACCCGUCAUCACAAUGUUCUCUAGCCUCAAUUAAGCAGACCAGUGGUCUUGCCACAAGCACCUAGUUAGGACCCUCUUCACGGACCUCACCUAACCACCCACUAUUCUCUUCGUUACCAGCAUCACCAGACACCGAGCAACUUGCUCUACAGCAUCCAAAAUGAUUACCCGAAUAUACACACUAUCCUCCUAUAACACAUCCCUUCAUCGUGCAAUACUAAAUCAUUACCCCCGAUAUUACUACCACUACAAGACUCGCUGAUAUUUGUUAUUGCUUGUUAAACCGUCUUGCUCAACAUCACACAUUGACCAGUGUUUGUGAUUCAAACUCCAAAGGUGUUACCACCCCCCAAUCAAUCAAACCACCAGCGAACAAUUCCAAAUCAACAUGUCCGUCUUCACUUUCGAUCCCAACCCCCCGCGAGUCUCCUCUCCCUGGCUCAAAUCCUCCGAAGGGCCCAGCCGGCGCUCCACUCCGGAGGCCCGUUCCUCAACCCCUACUACUCUCGGCGUCAUCCAAACCGGUCUGCUCUCCGACUACAAUGGCAUCACCCGUCUAGAAGCCGAGCCCCAAGAGGGUCCAACCGAAUACAAGCUCCACCUUCUCCUCCGCCCUCGUCGCAAGUACGAACACAGCAGCACCUCAACAGCCAAGAUCUGCGGCUCAACCCAAAGCAAACCACUGCCUUAUGAUCCUACGUCCAAGUCACUACGCGGAACUCCCGUUUCUGUCGGGGGUGGCCCGGGCGUGACCACAACAAGACAGGACCGUUUCGAGCACUUGACUACCCAGUUGCUCUGGAGACUCCAGCAAUCUUGUCCUUACCAUGCCAGCUCCGCGGCUGUUGAUCUGGUGAUUCCGAAACUGCCGGCCCCGGAUGAGCUGGAGCGCGAUGGGAAGGUGAAGCUGGGCAAGCUGUUACCGGGUCUGGAGGCAUCGAGAGGUGCGCUGUAUGAGAUUGGGGUGGCAGAUGACGGCACACUUGUCGGGCUGACGAGAGAUGAGCUGGAUGAAAGUUUGGCAAACCUAAGGGUCAUGGCGGCGAGCUUGGGGUGCAACAUGAAUGUGCUGAGAAUGGUGAUUGUGGGCGAGUGCGAAUGGAUCGAGUCUUCGGAUGAGCCUGGGGAUUCGUUAUUCGGAGAACCUCGGGAGUUUCGACGCAAAGAUAAGCUAUGGGUGGCUGAAGCUCUCAUUAUGCCAGAUUUGACUACUCAAGCUAACGGCGCUGUGUCUUCAACUUUGCCCACCAUGAAACAGGGUCCGUUGACCGCGAACCAGUUGCGCGUUACGCUUACGGGGCCAACUACGUCUGGGAAAUCUACGCUUCUGGGCAUUUUGUCUCAGGGCUCACUGGAUAAUGGCCGUGGAAAAAGCCGGCUCAUUUUGCUGAAGCACCCUCAUGAAGUAGCUUCGGGCGUCACUUCUUCCGUGGCUCAAGCACUGGUCGGGUACCACGAAGACGAAAUCAUCAACGAUGCUCACAGCGGAGUUGAAUCUUGGAUCGACGUUCACGAUUUCACUAGGGACGGUCGAUUAGUCUACCUGGUCGACUCGGCCGGAGCUCCAAGAUAUCGUAGGACUAUCCUACGCGGUACCGUCGGUUGGGCACCGCAUUGGACACUGCUUUGCAUAGCAGCCGAUGGCAGCGAUGCUUCUCCUUCCGUUGACGCCCCGGCUCCGGGAACCACUCCAACAGGUAGCAGCAAUAGCAUCGACCUAGCCUCCGCCCACCUCGAGCUCUGCUUGAGACUCAAACUGCCCCUUGCGAUAAUCAUCACCAAGCUCGAUCUCGCAUCCAAGCCGUCCAUUGUGUCGACACUCAACAAAGUUCUCACUGGCAUCAAGCGAGCCGGCAGAGCUCCAGUUAUUCUCAAACCCGACGCUACCAACCCUUCCGAUCUUACCCAUGUCUCGCCAACCGAGGAGGCAGCCGUCGCUAAGGUUGUCGACCAACUUGCUUCCAAGGGUGACUUCCUAUCAGUCGUCCCGAUAGUCCUCACCUCCGCCGUCGAUGGACGUGGUAUAGGCAUGCUGCACGCCUUACUUCAGGGCUUGCCUUUGCCUCCCACCCCAACCGCCCACGACUUCACCGGCCCAGCUCUGAACCCCGAGCAGCCUGCUUCACUCUUCCACAUCGAAGACCAGUACAAUCUCGCUGCAUCCUCAUCGCUAGCAACAGGCGACUCAGACGAGGAAACAGACCUCGGCACCGUGGUAGCAGGCUAUCUCCGCUUCGGCAGCCUGUCGAUAGGAGACACGGUAGUCGUCGGGCCCUUCCCUUCAUCUUCCUCGUCUGACGACACCAGCGACACGCCCAGCCCAGCUACUUCUUCGCUAGGCGCAGUAGGAUCCAUGGCAACCGACAACCACCUCCGCCCUAUCCUAUCUGAUAUUGAAGCGAACCCGUCAUCAGCUGAACUCAACCGCCUUAACUCGUCGGCCAAGUCCAAUCCGUCGGCGUCUGCUUCCUCGGCGAAAGGCGAAUGGCACACCGCCAAGGUUGUGUCUAUCCGCAAUCUUCAACUUCCCGUGCAAACACUGGCGGCCGGGCAGGUGGGGUCAAUAGGGAUGGUGUUUGAUCCCCGUGACCCGAACACUGCAGAGACAAGCAAUGGAAACGGCAAUGGGAAUGGCACAGGGAGCAAGAGGGCAGCGAGGAUAAGAAAGGGGAUGGUCCUUGCUGUUCCUGGGAAACACAUGUCGUCUACCACCUUGCAGGCUGCCAGUGGGGUCACGGCGGUGUUUGAGGACGAUAAUCACGGUUCCUCCUAUGGUGAUGGCAAUAUGGAGGACGAGGGUGUGGCUGGGGCGCUGACGGUGGGAAGUCUGGUGAAUGUUUACGUGGCCAGCGUUAGGGCGUCUGCAAGGGUGGUGAGGGUCACUCGUCUCACUCCCAGUGCCUCUCUUUCUCCCGAGUUUACGGGUCAGGAUGAUGGGAGUGGCGGGGACGUGUUUACCUUUGGAGAGGGCGAAGAUGCCUAUGAAGACCCUUUGCACGCCGGCAAUGCUGAUGGCGGUGGCUUAGACCUGGUUGGUGAGGAGACGAGAAAGAAGGGAUGCGAAGUCCAGCUGGAACUCCUCUCCAACCGCGAGUGGAUCGAACUGGGCUCGAGGAUCUUGAUAUUGGGUGAUAAUGGGAGUCGGGAUCGGUCGUCGCGGUUGGAGGGGUAUGUAGGGAGGGUUGUUGAGAUUGUUGAGUGAUCUAUCUUGUUUUCCUAUGGUUUGUGUCUGAACAUGAGUAAGUGUGGUAGCGAGUCCUUUUUGUUCUUUCGUCUCUUUGGAUACUACGAGUUGUUUGUUCUUGCUAUGGUCAUAGCGUAACUCUGUUUAUUGUUCAUAGUGUUGUCGACAUUGUCGAAGGCAGUUGUUGGUUAGAUGAUAUCUGGGUAGCAUAGUGUUCUUGUUAGCAUUGCUGAAUUGUGCUUUGUCUCAUAACCAACGG
Messenger RNA from Neurospora crassa OR74A, 3502 nucleotides. RefSeq lists its product as hypothetical. The record is from RefSeq and is a predicted model, not a curated record. Bases 448 to 3261 code for a protein of 937 amino acids. Gene Ontology annotation, molecular function: translation elongation factor activity; GTPase activity; GTP binding. NCBI's taxonomy places the organism in Eukaryota, Fungi, Ascomycota, Sordariomycetes, Sordariales, Sordariaceae. The transcript has a single exon. Gene Ontology annotation, biological process: translational elongation.